GGGGCAGGGGGGGGGGGCGCCGUGUGAGGGAGCCUGGCACAAAAUGGCGGCGGGGGGGCGGGCGCUGCUCUCGGGGGGGGCCGCCGCCGACUGAGCGGCUCGGCCGCCUCCUCCCCGCACAUCCCCGGCCCCGGGGGGGGGGCUUCGGGGCUUCAGGGGGGGCCCCUCCGGCCGUCCGCGAGCCCUUUGGGUUGAGGUGUUUUGAGGCGGCUUCGUCAGCCGCAGCCUCUCCCCGCCCGCCCGCCCAGCGGUGAGGGCCGCGGCGGCGUUUUUGGGACCCCCCCCUCCCCCGGGGGGGAGGCGUGAGGGGGGGUAAAAGAGGAGGCUGCGCCCACCCCCCCCACCCCCCCUCACGGCGGGCAGCGGCCGUUGAGGCUCCGCCGAGCGGCCGAGGCCCCGCCUGGGCGAGGAGGGCAGGAAGAUGGCGGCGGGCGGCGGCGGCAGGGCCUCGUCGUCUUCCUCCUCCUCUUCCUCGGCCGCCUCCUCCUCCUCGUCCUCCUCCUCCUCCUCGGCGUCGUCUUCAGCCGGCGCCCUGGAGGCCUCGCUCGACAGAAAGCUGCAGGCGGUGACCAACACCAUGGAGUCCAUCCAGGGCCUCUCCUCCUGGUGCCUGGAGAACAAGCGGCACCACAGCACCAUCGUCUACCACUGGAUGAAGUGGCUGAGGCGCUCCGCCUUCCCUCAUCGCCUGAACCUUUUUUACUUGGCCAACGACGUGAUACAGAACUGCAAGAGAAAAAACGCCAUCGUGUUCCGCGACACGUUUGCAGAAGUGCUCCCCGAAGCUGCUUCGUUAGUGAAGGAUCCGUCAGUUUCCAAAUCUAUAGAAAGAAUCUUCAAAAUCUGGGAGGACAGAAAUGUGUACCCCGAGGAAACUAUUCUGGCACUAAAAGAAGCUCUGAGUACCACUUUCAAAACUCAGAAGCAGCUGAAAGAAACUCUGAACAAACAACCGAAUAAGCCGUGGAAGAAAUCUCAAACAUCCACCAACCCAAAAGCUGCUUUGAAGUCCAAGAUUGUCGCUGAAUUCAGACCCCAGUCUCUCAUUGACGAAUUGCUGUUGUAUAAGCGCUCGGAAGACCAGAUAGAACUGAAAGAGAAGCAGCUCUCCACUAUGCGAGUGGAUGUGUGCAGCACUGAAACACUGAAAUGCUUAAAAGACAAAACAGGAGGCAAGAAGUUCUCCAAGGAGUUUGAAGAAGCGAGUUCAAAGCUCGAGGAGUUUGUAAACGGCUUGGACAAGCAAGUGAAAAAUGGCCCCUCGCUAACUGAAGCCCUCGAGAACGCUGGUAUAUUUUAUGAAGCGCAGUACAAGGAAGUCAAAGUCGUAGCCAACGCUUACAAAACGUUUGCUAACAGAGUGAGCAAUCUGAAGAAAAAGCUGGAUCAGCUGAAAGCAACGCUUCCUGAUCCAGAGGAGUCUCCUGUCCCCUCCCCGAGUAUGGACGCCCCAUCUCCAACGGGCUCCGAGUCCCCCUUCCAGGGGAUGGGGGAGGAGGACAGCUCACGUUCUCCAGCAGUGGGAAACCGCAAGACGGCGUCUCCAGAGCCCGUGACAGAUAAUCGGGACGUGGAGGACAUGGAACUGUCUGACGUGGAGGACGAUACGUCUAAAAUCAUUGUGGAGGAGAGGAAGGAGAAGCAGGCUGCUCCACCUUCAGCCCCUGUGAAGGCUGAAAAUGCCCCGAAAGUGGCGCCAGCCACCGCUGCUGUCAGCACAACCUCGGUGACGGUGACAACGCCCGCCCAGACUCCUCCAACUCCUCCAGCUCCCAAGGUGGUGAGCGCGGCGCCCGUCCCUCCAUCGCCAGCUCUUGCCUUGCCAAACCUGGCGAACGUCGACCUGGCAAAGAUCAGCUCCAUCCUCAGCAGUUUAACUUCUGUCAUGAAAAACACAGGUGUCAGUCCUGCAUCAAGACCUUCUCCAGGAACCCCGACAAGCCCAACAGCUCUAACUAGUGGCCUGAAGACUCCUGUCCUGGGGACUCCGUCUGCUCCUUCAAACCCGUUAGCAAAUAUUCUCUCCAAAGUGGAGAUAACUCCUGAGAGCAUUCUGUCUGCCCUCUCCAAAACCCAGACUCAGACUGCGCCAGCACUGCAAGGUCUGUCAUCCUUACUUCAGAGCGUUGCUGGAAACACCAUUCAGUCGAGCGAAGCCGCCUCGCAGAGCACUUCAGCGUCACCAGCCAACACAACUGUACCGUGCGUGAAGGGAAGGAAUAUUCCUUCCAACACCCAGUCCUUUAUAUCCAAAACUUUUGGUUAUUCUCCCAAUUCGUCAACCGCCGAGGUUUCCUCGACUUCAGUUACGAAGGCUCCCAUUGGACAUACCGCGGGGCUUUCAAGUUCCAGUUUUAAGCCGCCAACCAAUUCCCUGGGAUUCUCCAGUUCCCACCCUCCCAGUCCUUCCUCCCUUUUACCGACAGACACCUCAAUGAGUCAAUCCUCCGAAAUUUCAAAGGCGAAGCUGGAAUCGGAACCCCCCUCCCCAAGCCUGGAGAUGAAGAUACACAAUUUCCUGAAGGGAAAUCCCGGCUUCAGCGGCCUGAACUUGAAUAUUCCGAUUUUAAGCAGCUUAGGGUCCAACAUCGCAACGACGGAAAGUCACUCGGCUGACUUUCAGCGUGGUCCUACCAGCACUUCCAUGGACAAUGUGGACGGAACGCCGGUGCGCGAUGAGCGGAGUGGGACGCCCACCCAGGACGAGAUGAUGGACAAGCCAACGUCCAGCAACGUUGACACCAUCUCCUUGCUGUCAAAAAUCAUGAGCCCCGGUUCCUCUACUCCCAGCAGCACCAGGUCCCCUCUCCAGAGCAGGGACGAUGGCUAUCCCCAGGAGCUUUCCAAUUCUGUGCACACCUACCGGCCCUUCGGCCUCGGCAGAGAUUCUCCGGCCGGCAUGUACAAGCAGCCUGCAGAUAGCAUGGAAAUCCCCUCCUCUUUAAUGGACUCCUCACAGGAGAAGUUUUACCCAGACACGUCUUUCCAAGAAGAUGAAGAUUACCGUGACUUCGACUACUCCGGGCCCCCCCCGUCUGCCAUGUUAAACCUGGAGAAAAAGCCCGCAAAGUCGAUUUUGAAAUCGAGUAAAUUAUCCGAAGCUGCGGAGUACCAGCCGGUCCUGUCCAGUUACGGACAAAGAUCGCAGGAUUUCAGCGUCAAGUCGUCGUUCCCUCAGUCGAUGAGGUCUAUCCUCGAUCAGAGCGAGAGCUGCGACCCGCUCUCGACAUCUCCAGGGAUGUACGGGAGCUACGGGCUGCGGGGCAACGACUCCACCUCGGAUGGUUCCCCUUCGCCCAGUAAGAACGACGUUUUUUUCGCACCCGACUCCAAUCACAACAACUUACCGAAACCCGUGGUGCACUCGGGCCUCUCGCAGAAGCAAUACCCGGACUCGCCCCACUCCAUUCCCCACCGGUCCCUUUUCUCCUCCCAAAGCCCCGCGGGCAGAGCGGCCGCGACGGGCGUGGACAAAUCGUUGGGAUCUUCCAUUUCCGCCACGUCCACGAUGGAGUUCAAGAACAUGCUGAAGAACGCCUCGCGUAAGCCCUCCGAGGAGAAGCAUUUCAGCCAGAUUUCUAAAAGCGGCUCCAACGAAGGGGUCGGCUUGUCCAGCCACGGCCAGGCCGGAGGGGCCAAAGGCGAGCAGCAGCAGCAGGAGGAGCACUACCGCAUCGAGACCCGGGUGUCGUCGUCCUGCUUGGAUUUACCCGACAGCACCGAGGAGAAGGGAGCCCCCAUCGAAACUCUGGGCUACCACAACGCCUCGAGCAGCAGGGGCAUGUCCGGAGAGCCCAUCCAGACCGUCGAGUCCAUCCGAGUGCUGGGGAAAGGAAGCAGAGGCCACGGGCGAGAGGCGAGCAGGUCGGGGUGGUUCGAGAUGGGCAACGCGGCGAGCGCCUUCGAUAACGGGCCCUCGAGCGCCUCGGAGCUGCCCGGCAUGGGGGGCUUCCAGGCGCAGUACAAGGAGCACGUGGCGCCCUUCCAGGAGAGCGUGAACAAUUUCCGAACGAAUAACUUCAGCCCCGCUUUCGACCACCACAUGCCACCUCCCAUCCCGCCUCCUCCCCUGGAGCACGGGACUCCUUUCCAGAGGGAUCCCGUCGGCCCUCCCCCGGGCCCCCCGACCGCUCCCCCCAAGGAUCACGGCAGCCUCUUCCCGCGGGAUCACUCGGUCCCCCCGCACCUGCCGCCCGUGGAUCACACUAACCCCUUCUCGAAAGAAACCUCCUCUCCCCUCUCCCUGCCCCACGGCGUGCCCCCGCCUCCUUCCGUGGAGCACACCGGGGUCCCCUUCCCCGCUCCCCCGCCGCCCCCCGUCCCCGGGGAGCACGCCGGCGUCCCCUUCCCCACGCAGCAGCCUCCGCCGACCGGGGAGCACGGCGGGGUGCCCUUCCCCGCGCCCCCCAUCCCCGUGGAGCACGGCGGCGGCGGCGCCUUCGCCAAGGAGCACGGUACCGUUCACCAAGGGACGCUGAAGGAGCAUUUUAACGUGCACCCGGGACCCAGGGAGGCGACGGCUCAGCCCCAGCGGGACCACGGCGGCGGCGCUGGUGGUGGCGGUGGCGGCGGCGCCCCCCUGGGCCGAGUGCGUGAAGCCGUGGGGCUGGGGGGCUCCCUCUCCAGGGAGCAGCAGCUGGGGCCCGCCCGCAGCGUCACCCCCAUCGGCGCCGCUCACAGAGACACUGCCAACCGCGGCGGGAUGAUGGUCAGGAACCCGCGGGCAGACUUCAGGCCCAGGGAGCCCUUCCUAAACAGAGACCCCUUUCAGCCUGAAGAGGCCCCGGCCGCCUUUCGGGAGGGGAUCCCCCUUCUUUGCACCAAAACGCCCCUUCUUCCCCCCCAGGUACUGAAGCAGACGCCCAUCUCUUGAGCGAAGGUAUUCGGACAUUGUAGAGAGCAGGGGAGUAGCGCUUUCACUUGGUUUUUCCUUUUUUUUUUCUCCCCUUUUUCCCUUUCCCUCCCUCCCUCCUGAAGAGCCCCCGUAACACUUUUCCUAAAUUAAAUGUUCUGUAUUUUUUGGUUGUUUAUUUCCUAAGCCACCCAGUUGGUGCGAGACUAGAGAAAAAAAAAAUGUUUUAACGAAAAGAAGUAUUGCUGUUGUAAUAAAACUUCCAGUAGUAGUCUAAACAAAAAAAGAGAUAAAAUGCGCGAUGUUGGGAUCUUUUUUUAGCUAAUUACCAAAUUCGCCUCCCGAGCCCUCGCAGCCCGUGUCAGACCACAAGGAGAGGUUGGGGGCAGGAGCUCUGCUGCUGGUAGGGAAGAACGAAGGGUCCAAGCGCUUUUCUGCGGUGAUGGAGACCCCAACCACCCCAAACCACCCCAAGCAACCCCUCCUGUGCCUUUCCUGGGGGCGAGUCCCCUCCACCGACACCCCCAGGCUCUGCGGGGCGUCCUCCCCCCGACCGCUUCUCUGGCUGGCAAAAAAAAACCACAACAAGCCCCCGCUCGGUGGCUGCCCCAGGAACCUUGACCUUGGUCUGCUUUCGGGCAGUGGGCUCCGGCCUGUGCGCUCCCCAGCAUCUCCCGCGCAGGUUUUGGCCCCAAAAACCAACAAAUCGGGAACUCUCCAGUGGCCAGCGUGUUCCCUGCACCCACCUGGCCGCAGCACCCUCUGCACGGCCGCGGCUCGUGGCAGCCCCCGUGCUCACAGCCCCUUCCGUGGAGCUUAACCCCCUUUGGAAAAACCCCUCUGGUUUGUUUUUUUUAUGUUUGUUUGUGUUUUUUUUCCCCUUUUUUUUGUUUUUUGUUUUUUUUCCCCUGGGAACACUGUUUGACUUUCUCUGUGUGUGUAUAUAUAACCGCUUUUUAAUGCCAUCUCUGAUUGUGUGAAACUCACAGGCUGUAAGCUGAGAGACAGAACCUGCAUGCGGAGGAAUGGGGACGAGGCCGGGCCCCCUGCUCCCCGCGUGCUCUCCGCGGGGACGGCCCUGCCGCCGUGUGCGCAGGGGGCUUUUAUAUGAAGUCGGAAUUUUACUUGAUUAAUUUUUAUUUUAUUUUAUUUUAUUUUUAGUUGGUAGAAUUCAUUACCUAUAUGUUUGAUAAAGGUGUAGGGUUAAAUAUCUACAUAAAAAUUGCAAAAAAAAAGA
Molecule: messenger RNA, 6089 nt
Organism: Anas platyrhynchos (mallard)
Lineage: Eukaryota; Metazoa; Chordata; Aves; Anseriformes; Anatidae
Gene: RPRD2
Product: regulation of nuclear pre-mRNA domain containing 2
Biological process (GO): mRNA 3'-end processing
Molecular function (GO): RNA polymerase II C-terminal domain binding
Source: RefSeq, a predicted model, not a curated record